This is a messenger RNA of Blastocystis hominis, 774 nucleotides long. RefSeq lists its product as hypothetical. NCBI's taxonomy places the organism in Eukaryota, Bigyra, Opalinata, Blastocystidae. The transcript is spliced from 3 exons. The coding region runs from base 1 to 774 and encodes 257 amino acids. The record is from RefSeq and is a predicted model, not a curated record. Gene Ontology annotation, molecular function: metal ion binding.
AUGGGCUUAAGGAGUUCAGUCUCUCAACUACAAAGCAAAUUAGAAGACGCGGAGAAAGAGAAUAAAGAAAUGACUUUGCGUAUCGCUCAGAAAGAAGAGGAAGUGAAUGAAUUACUUGAGCAUUCUGCUAAACAAGUGGAAGAUAUGAAGGAAUUAGAAAAGAAAUUGAAUCAAGCAGAAAGUCAACUCAAGGAAACACAAGCCCAAUUAAGAGCUGAAGAAAUAACACAUCAGUCGCUGAAGAAUCGUUGUGCUGAAGUUGAUGCCCUCCAAAAUCUUUAUGAACAAGUACUGACUGAGAACGUGUCUCUAAAACAGAAAGCAGCCUUACAACAUAAAGAUGAAACGGAAUCAGUUCCAGCAGAACAGAAGAUAGUUGAAAAGGAAUUACCUGUCACAAUCACUGCUCCAGAACCCAUUCAACCUCAAGAAGCUGGUAGUAAUCCUAGAACACUUAAUGCUAAUUUGGAAAGUAUGGUUAAAUCCCUAAAUCUUCUCUUAUCAUCUACCUCUACUCAAGGCUCUCCUUAUGAAUCUGCAAUAUCCAAAUCAAUCAUUAUUAUCCUUCAGCAUCAGUUGAAUCUUAUAAAUAGUCAUGUUCGCCCGCUCCCACCCAUACCUGACAAGGCAGUCCAUAGUUGUAUGAACUGUGGCAAUUCGUUUACCUUAUUCAGAAGAAGACAUCAUUGCCGAUAUUGCGGUGAAGUGUUCUGCUCUGCAUGUUGCAACAAGUACAUGACUGUCGAUAGGAUCGGAGAAGACAAGAUGGAGUAA